Vespula pensylvanica (western yellowjacket) is the source of this 996-nucleotide messenger RNA. Its product is annotated as mitochondrial import receptor subunit TOM40 homolog 1-like. The coding region runs from base 16 to 996 and encodes 326 amino acids. Gene Ontology annotation, molecular function: transmembrane protein transporter activity. The record is from RefSeq and is a predicted model, not a curated record. The transcript has a single exon. Gene Ontology annotation, biological process: protein import into mitochondrial matrix. Lineage: Eukaryota; Metazoa; Arthropoda; Insecta; Hymenoptera; Vespidae. Gene Ontology annotation, cellular component: mitochondrial outer membrane translocase complex; mitochondrial outer membrane.
UUCCUCGUGGUCAUAAUGGGUAUUAUAUAUGCCAUUGUAAAUAAAGAACAAGAUUCGUAUAUAGUCUCAAAUAAGACAGAAAUUCCUGACUGUAUACCAUGUCCGACCGAGAUAGACAGGAAACCUGGAAAUCCAGGGAGUUUCGAAGAUCUUCAUAAAAAAGUGAAGGAUCUUUAUCCACAAAAUUUUGAGGGUGCAAGAUUAAAAAUUAAGAAAGUUCUCAGUUCCCAUUUUAAUGUAAUGCAUACAAUAACAUUGAGUUCUGUAACUCCUUCGGGAUACAAAUUUGGUGCAUCUUACAUUGGUACUAAAGCAGUGGGUUUGCAUGAGAAGUAUCCAAUUGUCAAAGGCGAUAUUAUUCCAAAUGGAAAUAUGACAGCAAAUUUUGUACAUACAUUUGGAUGUAGAUUUAGAUUCAAAUUGUCUACGCAAGUUGCAAAUUUUAAGUACAAAGCUUCUAGUUCAUCCAUAGAAUAUCGGUCCAAUGAUUAUACAUUGGCAUUAACAUUAGCAAAUCCAAAAUUUCUGAAGCAGCAAGGAAUUGUUGUAUUACAUUUCUUGCAAGCAAUUACGUCCAGAAUUACAUUGGGUGCAGAAGUAGCUUGUCUUCGAAAUUCUAAAAUUUCUGGGGGUCAACAGACAUUAAUGUGUGUAGCAUUCAGAUAUAAUACGGGACCUGCAACAUGGUCUGCUACUUUAGGAGAAGCUGGUCUUCAUAUUUGUUAUUAUAGAAGAGCAAGCAGACAACUGCAACUUGGUGUUGAGAUAGAAACUAACAUGAGGAUUCAUGAAUCAGUUGCCACUAUAGUAUAUCAAAUUAAUAUACCAUAUGCUGACCUAAUUUUUAAAGGCAUUGUUAAUUCAGAAAGUAGUAUUGGUUGUGUAUUUGAGAAAAAACUAUAUCCAAUUCCAGAAUCAUCAUUAAUUAUUAGUGGACACUUGAAUCAUAUAAAUCAGCAAUUUCGUGUAGGUGUGGGUCUUGAUAUUGGUGUAUAA